AUGAAUCAAAUUCUGUACUACUGGAUUGCCCUCUGCUUCUAUGCUAUUUCGACUGAUGCGUUGGCCAUAUCUGAAGCCACGAAGCGGCGGGAUGCUGGGUAUAUCUAUCAGCCUGCACCAACUCCCAUGCCCGACUUUCAAGCCUUAAAGCAUCUGGAUCUAGGGAGGAGACAAGCUUCUACUAUAGUAGAAACGACCUUCACAGUUGUUGUCAGCCCUGAUUCGACAUGUGGUUUCCUAUCAGGUUCACCAGGGAAUGCGAUCACCUGUUCAAACGGAGCCCAGUGCAGCUGGGAACUGGCUCAUGUUACCGCCAUAUUCUGCGGCACAACUGCGCAUCUCCAGUGUUUGGAAAGAGAAUAUGCUCUCAAUACUGAACUUUGCGAUGACGUCUGCCAGGAAAAUUCUUAUAACCUUCUCUGCACUGAUAGAACAGCCCCGUACUGUGGAACGUAUGCCUAUCCUUCUGGCAUACGAGCAUUCAAAUGCUCAUCCCGUACGAUGACAAGAUAUCAAAGUGUAUCUUUCAUCUACAACAACCAGAAUGAUCGUACUUUCUCAACAACAAUAUUUAGUGCCGACCCGACGGAUGUGACGCCUUCAGAGCCGACAACCAUCGGAUCGUCCACGCUUUCGUCAGAAUCGUCAGCAACUGCAGACGCAGAGCCCACAGAAACGAUCAUUCCUGGUGGUAGCGGCGGAUCUAAAAACAAUAUUGGAGCCAUAGUCGGUGGUUCUAUCGGCGGCUUCCUCGUCCUCUCAUUUCUAAUCCUUGGGCUGGUCUGGUUUCUCCGAAAGGACAAAAGAAACGAAAACUCCCCUCCUAUUCAACAAGUCCAACCGGCUGUGGUUCCUCAUCAAAACGCUCCCCAGACUCCAGGGGAUAGCGUGUUGCCAAUGAACCAGAACUACCCGAAACCUGGAGUUGCCUCGCCCACAACAACUGAGUGGCGUGAAUCUACAAUCACAGCACAGAAUCCAAGCAGCCCUGUUUCAUCUUGGACAGGGCAGUAUCCGAGCUCUGAGAUGAAUCAAGUUACCUAUCAAGAGAUGCCUGGUCAUUCUCCUCCUUAUACCCGUUGA
Fusarium venenatum is the source of this 1083-nucleotide messenger RNA. RefSeq lists its product as uncharacterized. The record is from RefSeq and is a predicted model, not a curated record. Lineage: Eukaryota; Fungi; Ascomycota; Sordariomycetes; Hypocreales; Nectriaceae.